UUACUGCCUCCACAUCAUUGCCAAAUUUAGUUUAUGCCUCCACCUCAUUACCCACUCCAGUUUCUGCCUCCACAUCAUUGCCAACUUCAGUUACUGCCUCCACAUCAUUGCCAAAUUUAGUUACUGCCUCCACAUCAUUGCCAACUUCAGUUACUGUCGCCACAUCAUUUCCAACUUCAGUUACUGCCUCCACAUCAUUGCCAACUUCAGUUACUGCCUCCACAUCAUUGCCAACUUCAGUUACUGCCUCCACAUCAUUGCCAACUUCAGUUACUGCCUCCACAUCAUUUCCAACUUCAGUUACUGCCUCCACAUCAUUGCCAAAUUCAGUUACUGCCUCCACAUCAUUGCCAACUUCAGUUACUGCCUCCACAUCAUUGCCAACUUCAGUUACUGCCUCCACAUCAUUGCCAAAUUCAGUUACUGCCUCCACAUCAUUGCCAACUUCAGUUGCUGCCUCCACAUCAUUGCCAACUUCAGUUACUGCCUCCACAUCAUUGCCAAAUUUAGUUUAUGCCUCCACCUCAUUACCCACUCCAGUUUCUACCUCCACAUCAUUGCCAACUUCAGUUACUGCCUCCACAUCAUUACCAACAUCCAGCAAUGUUACCUCAAUCAACUAUUCGUUCAUGUUUGCUCUAUAUCAAAUCAGCAGUGCUACCACAUGUGCCAUCUGUCAAUACCAUUGUAAAACUUCACCCUGA
Messenger RNA from Anneissia japonica, 704 nucleotides. Its product is annotated as hepatitis A virus cellular receptor 1-like. The transcript has a single exon. The record is from RefSeq and is a predicted model, not a curated record. NCBI's taxonomy places the organism in Eukaryota, Metazoa, Echinodermata, Crinoidea, Comatulida, Comatulidae. The annotation marks the transcript as partial.